This is a messenger RNA of Haemorhous mexicanus (house finch), 7976 nucleotides long. It is a transcript of the gene ATOSB, whose product is annotated as atos homolog B. The transcript is spliced from 11 exons. Lineage: Eukaryota; Metazoa; Chordata; Aves; Passeriformes; Fringillidae. The record is from RefSeq and is a predicted model, not a curated record. Bases 4434 to 6311 code for a protein of 625 amino acids.
UGUGUGAAGAAACAGGGAGCGCUUGUGCUCUUCUCCCCUCUGAUCACAGGGAUAGCUCUGUAAAGUUGAUGCCACCAAGUGAGGUUCUCCCACAGCCAAGGUUUUUUGGGUGCUCCUGCAUCCCACCUGGCUGUCAGCAUGGCAAGGAGAACCUGGAUUUGUGGAACCAGUGCUGCUAAGACUGUUGAACCCUGCACACAGUUGUCAAGAGCUCAAGGGUGAUGUGUUCUUGGGAACUUGCAGUCUGUGCUGUUUGCCACACUCAUCCUUUUGCAUACCAGCAGGAUUGAAUUGGGAGCAUUUCCCAGCUGCAGGCCCCUGCUGUCCUUCACCUGAACCCAGCUGAGACUUUACCCAGAGCUCGUGGCAGAUGUAAUCAUGUUCUCCAUUAGCAGCAUUUGGGUUUUUCCUGCAUUUUCCCAGAAUUUUGUAGCUUGGCUUUGGUGUAUGAGGCUUAGAGGAAGUAUUUCAGGAGAACCAGCAGUUUUUGUAUUGUCACUGGCAAGAAAUACUACCUGCUCCGUGGCAGCCAGCCUGGAGCAGCCUGAGAUGGCUGUGGGCUUCCUGCUCUGUCCAUGGAUGCUUGUGUGCCUGCCUAGAAUCCAGCAGUGCUUGGCCCACCUGCAUGGUGGGCUCUCACCUGAAAGGGAGCCCUCAUCAGGACUGUGCCUAUGGCAGGGCAAGAUGAACCCUUCUCUCACCCUAGAGCUCAGGUGUCAUUCGGCCAGGAGAGAUUAUAGGGGGAAGACAUAGUUUAGGAUGCAUAGCUGCCCAGGCUCUGCAGCUCUUCCUCUGAAGUGUCUGCCAGGGAAGCUGGGAGCAAUCCAGAGGCAGCUGGAAACUGGGCUUCAGGCCAUCUCAUCCUUUAGCCUGAUGCUGAAGUGGUACCCACAGUGGGUGAGGCAGGGAUAGAUUUACCUGUAAAGGUGAAAGGAAGGAAAGAAGAAGUCCUUUGCUCAUGCCAGUGCCCUGUGCUGCAGAUUUCCAAUCACACAAUGCAGUGAGAGCAGAGUGGCCCCUUUAUCCAGCUGGACUGUGGCAUUCACUAAUACCUGUUCCAUGGUGGGAUUUUAUAUCUCUUUUAGUGAUGAGAGGCAUGGCAAAGACUAGAGAAAAGGUUUGCUCUCAGUUCUGCUGGAGCUGCUUGUAGAUCCCAGUUCACAGCAUGCUCUGAGGGUUCCCCUGCCUUUUGGCAAAGGCCGUUUCAACACCGGGCACACCACAGAAUCAUAGAAAGGCUUGGUUUGGAAGGGACCAUAAGGAUGAGAUUUCAACCCUCCUGCGACGGGCAAGGGGAGCCACACACUAAACCAGGUUGCUCAGGGCCCCAUCCAACCUGUCCUUGAACACUGCCAGGAAUGGGACAUCCACAGCUUCUCUGAGCCACCUCUGCCAGUGCCUGACACCCCUCUGGCAUAGUAUUGGAUCCACUUUUCUCCCACCCCUCCUUGAUAACUAUUUAGCUUAAUAUCUUCAUGGACAGCAAGUCUCCCAUUUAUGUGUAAAGCAGCAGCUUUUCCUGUUGGUUGACAUGAACCUGUUCUCUGGUUCAUGUAUCACCUUACCCAGGCGAUAUCAGUGAGUUUAUAUUUGGACUGAAUUAGCAAUUUUGGUUCCAUUUAGUGCAGCUGGUGGUAGUCUGGAAACUGAUACAACUUGCAGACCUGUGUACAAAAUUGCAGUGCCUCUCUUGGGAAUGGGAUGGAGCCCUGUGCUGGGAAACAUAACUACUGGGCAAAGUGGAGUUUUUAUCUUCAACAGAAAGCAGUCAGCUGAAUGUCCUCCAGCCUUCUCUUGGUGUGUGUAGGCUGCCCUUGCCCCAGAGUCUGACCAGCUGAUCUUUCCACUGAAAAACAUAAGAAAAUGCUGCUUCCUCCUUCAGAACUGGAGCUCUGGUUUCCUUGUGGAUAUUGGCACUGGAGUUAUGCAAGGAAUCCUCUAUUUUGCCCUACCAUCUCUGUUGCAAAUAGGUCGGGCAUUCAAAGAUCCUGUUCAUAGGAGUGUUGGGACAGCUGGAUCCCUGUUCAGUUCUUGCUGCUCCCAAGAAUGAAGCAGAGGAUCAUCUGCUGAAGCUAUUUUAGGUUUCUGAACAUUGCUGGUGUCCCUCUGAGCUCCUAUUUGUGUGCAAUCCUACGGCUUCCUGCUAAGAUCUGUGUGAGAAUCCUGUAUCCUCAUGUGUGAAGGUUUUGUUUGUGCACAGCGUCCCAGGGAUUAAGGAAAGCUUCGAAUUCCUCACUUACCUCAACAUCUAACCCAUAUCAGCUGUAUCUGUGACUCCUUUUUCUAACCUUUAGCUCUGAACAUCCCUUGGACCUUGCUUUGCAGAUGCCCACGUGUUGCUGGUGGGAAGCAGGUGGCAGUUUCCCAUUUUUUUCCUGCCAGAAAUGUGUGUCCUUCUUGUUUGCAGCAGUUGAUUCCUGUUGUCUCAGAUGGGAACAUGCAUUGCUGAAAGCAGUCUUCCACACAACCUCUAGGUGUAGAACUACUCCAAAGCCCACAGCUGAGUGAGAUGAGAUCCUGGUUCUGGCCAUGGUUGGGUGGUUGCUUGCCAUCUGCCACCACCAUCCUCCAGCGUGGCACAGGGUGGGGCCUCCUGCCCUCUCCCUUCUUGGUACACCCAAGACUUUUGGCUUCCCUGCACUUUUUGGUUUCUACCUGCUCAGGUAAUUUUUCAGCAGUGCUGAGCAUUGCUGAGUUUCAUGUUGAGGCAAGAGGUGGCUCUGCAGUUUUGGCCCAUCUUUAUUUUUAGCUGUGUAAGGCAUGGUUGAUGGUAUCAGAAGGAAGUUGCAUGGCCUCCGGAGCUCCAUGACUCAUCCUGGAUCAGGACCGAGGCUUUGCUAGCUUCUGCUAUAACCUUCAAGUGAUGUAACUGGUUUUGGGAAAGGGCAGAACACAGAGAGAAGCAGAGCUUUUAGAAGUUUGGGGUUUUUUUUUUUUUUGCUUGUCUGCUAAGUUGUUGAAUUUACAUGGUGAAAGAUAUUGACAGAUAUCACUCCUGAGUGUGUUUCAAGAGGGUCCUUUGUCUUGUGUCUUGUGCCUGUGUGAGAGAGGUGAAAGGGAGAAGAGCUCUGCUUACCACCCACGCUGGGUUACUGUUUAGUGGCAGGAAUCAAUGGUAGGGGAGAGUUUUUAAGGCAAGAAACAAAGCAGGAUCCUUUGUCCAGUUCAAGCCACAGUGAGGUUUGGUGCAGCAGUACAGACCUCCCUGAAGUGGAAACUGUCUGGAACUGGAGAGCAGAGGCUUAGGAGAUACCUGCCAGAAUGCAGCAAGAGGAGUCUGAGACCCCCAUUCCCAUCAGAUCUGGUACUACUGCAAUGUAGAAAGAGCUGCUGGGGCUUUCUGACAUGCAGGCAGCUGUGUUGGGCUGGACUGGAGAGGGACUGCAUGUCACCCCCAUGGAGCAGGCCCUGUGGGACAAGUGAGGAUAUUGAAGCACCCCUGCCUGCCACAGCACGAAGGAGAUGCAGUUAAAAAGGUCUCUAUUACCCAAAUUUGUCUUCUGUGUCUUGACUUGAGAAUAGACAAGGUGGGGUUCUGGAGUAGGGUCCUUGCCUCUGAGGUGGGCAGGGAUGAGGGCUUGUGGGAGUGAGCUUCCAUGUCUACCCCAUUUCCUUCCUUGGUGAAGGUGCUGCCUUUUAGGAGUAGGUUGAGGCUUUUGGGUGUUUCAUGUGUGGGGCAUCAGGGAGAGGACAUGCAAGGGGGAACAGAGACAGGGGAACAUGCUGGAGGGUAUUGCUAUGGCAACUUGCUGCUGGCAGUGUCACUGACUAGGAAGAAAAGUAAUCAGGCAAAUGUGGAAGGUGCCACAGCCCUCAGUGCAGCCCAGUCCCAGCUGUGCCGUCGGCCUGGCACCCCUGGACUCCUGCCUGACAAUUUGGCAUCUGGAGCUGUUCUCCUCUGGCAGCAGCCUCAGGACACCUUGCCUGCCAAGAUCACUGCCCAAGGCUCAAUCGCAUGGACACUGUGACCCCAUAAGUUACAACCCUUGGAUCAAAGCUGCAGUGCCCGUGGAUUAUGACCACAGGGGAGCUGUGUUGCAUCUGCAAAUCUCUGUUGUGCAUCAAGGGCACAUCUGAACAGAGCCACUGUGGACCCUGAAGAGCUGGAGAGGACGUUGCAGAGGUUCGGAGGCACACCGUGAUGGUGGGAGCCAUUCCACGGCAGCCACGCCGCUUCUGGGGGGUGCCUGACUGGCAGGCGUCUUCAGCCAGCUGUGCCAACGACCGCCUGCUGCGGGGCAGGGAGGCUAACCCGGAGACAAGCAGGGAUGCUGUGCUGCAGAGCACCUCAUAGUAGAGGGCUCACACAGAAAUCGUGAGUGAGAGGGGGCCCAGCUCGCACCCUCUGCCCUUGCACCCUGACCUGUGGCACUUUACAGUCCCCCUCCUGCUGCUGCAUGGGCUCCGCUUGGAGUCCCAGCAAGUGAGGCUCCAUGCGGCACAUCCACACAGAGACGUCUCUGCCCCCGGAGCGCAGCACAGAGCCCAGCCUGUCCCGGCCCAGGGGGGAGACACCCUUGGAGCCUUCCUCGCAGUGCUGCACCCACCGCAGCAUCCUCAUGGGCUACAAUGAGACAGAGAUCAAGCGCCAGAAGGUUUACCAGGUGUCCAUCUUCUCCCAUCUCUCCAGCUCCUCUGAGAGUACGGAGCAGCGGGCAGGCACCCGGCCAGCUGUCAAGAAGGGAUACCCCGAGCAGCGAACUCCGGAGGGGGGGCGAGAUCCCAAACGAACUCACUGGGGUGACAGGGGGGUGGAUGGGGGCCCUGGGCAGCCUUCCCUGGACGAUGACGAUACCUUUGAGGAUGGUCUGCUAGUGGAGGAGCUCUCCCUUUGUGGCUCUGCCCAGCACUUCUCCCACAGUGGGCUGCGGGUGGUGGAGCACCGCUGUGAGGGCAGCCCUAGCCACAGCCCCAAGGCAAGCAGAGAGGACAAGUCCCAGGAUGUCUCCUUCUCCUCCUUCUCCCCUUCCUCCUCUUCCACCUCCUCCUCCUCCUUCUCCUCCUCCUCCUCCUCCUCCUCCUCCUCCUGGCCCCGGCACAUUGCUUGCAGUACUUUGCACAUGAGAGACAGUUGCCCUGUCUCAUCAGGGGAUCAGCCCAUAGACUGUGGAGAGAAUGGGGAGCCGUCAAGUGGCCACAAUGUACUUCACCUUGAAUUGCACAGUAUUGCACAAACAACCCAGUUGGACCCUGGUGGGAAGAGAGAGAAGCCAGGGAACAGCCCAGCUCACACCAGCAGGGCUAGCGGAGAAGCAGAAGGGCCAGCAGUGGCCAAUGGGUGCAGGGAGUCCCCAGUUCUGCAGACAGCGCUCAGCCCCGAGCCCAGCAACCUGAGCUCCCAGGAGAUGACACCCUGUGGGAGCAGCCAGCUCAGCAGCACCUGCCCAGCCAAAAGGAAGUUGCUGCCUGCUGGUGAGGUUAUGACCGACUCCUGCUCUGAGGAUGAGAGCCUGUCCCCACCAGCAAGGAAGAAGAGAGUCCUGCCAUGCCAUCCUGUGCCCACAGCCUGCCGCAGCACUGAUGCCAAGGGAGCUCCGUUCUGGAAUCACCUGCUUCCUGCAGCAAAGAGCUCUUCAGAUUGCAUGGCAGUUGGGAGGAGGCUGAAGAGUGGGCUGCGUCUCAAAUCGCGACAUCUCCGGACCAGCCUCCGGAGGAGCACUAGGUCCCCCACAGUGCCCUGGGCCACCACCACUGUCAGCCAUGCUCUGCUGGGCAACUUUGAGGAGUCCAUCCUGAAGGGGCGCUUUGCACCAUCGGGGAGGAUCGAGGGUUUCACAGCAGAGAUCGGUGCCAGUGGCUCCUACUGUCCCCAGCAUGUCACCCUGCCUGUCGACGUCACCUACUUCGACAUCUCUGAACACAGCGUGCCCUCACCUUUCCUGGGAGUGAUUGACUUGGAGGCCUUGGGAAAGAAGGGUUACAGUGUCCCCAAAGCUGGAACCAUCCAAGUGACCUUAUUUAACCCCAACAAGACUGUGGUGAAGAUGUUCUUGGUGACAUACGACUUCCAGGACAUGCCGGCCAACCACAUGACCUUCCUACGCCAUCGCAUCUUCCUGGUGCCCGUGGGGGAGGAAGAGGGGUCCACAGUGGCCCCCAGUGACCCACUGGGCACCAGCCCACCCCGCAGGGUCCUCUGCUACCUGAUGCAUCUAAGGUUUCACAGCUCCAAGUCAGGGAAGAUCUACCUUCAUGAUGACAUUCGGCUGCUUUUCUCCCGCAAGUCGAUCGAGGUGGAUUCGGGGAUCCCCUACGAACUGAAAUCCUUCACAGAGAUGCCGCGGAACCCCUGCUACUCACCCCGGGCCUGACCUCCUUCACUCCCUGCCCCCCAGGGCCUCUGGGGAGUCUCCAGCCCAGCAGUUUGGGGAGAGAUGAGUAAAGGGCCAGCAAGCACUGCUUUGAGAUAUCACCCACCCUCCUGACCAGCACGGGCACCACGCUCUGCAGCAGGGCUGGGACUACCAAGGGGGCUUCACCAAGAGGGGCAGGGGCUGAGGAGCAGCCCUGGCACUCUAGGGACAUGCCCAAGCCUUUUGCUGGCACUGCUCCCAGCUUGGAGACUUGGCUGUGGCUGAGGUGGGUGGGUGUGAAGAGUUGGACUGGAGCUGUGAGUGAGACCACCCACACUGGUCUCAGGUCUGGGAGCAGAAAGUGUGGAAGAGUUUGUAUUUAUUAGUAUUUAUUGUUGCUGGGAGCACAGAGGAGGCUCAUGCAGAGGAUCAGAGGUGCUGUGCUUUUUCUUCCCCUCAGCCCUGCCUGCACCAGGCUGCCUCUGUUCGGGCAGGGCUGUGGGGACUGUGAGGAUGACUAGGGACAGGGAAGCCUCAGCCGAUGGAAGGGAGACUUACCCAGUGCUUACACAGGGUGCAGCUCCCAGAUCAGAGGUGUAUUAAAAGCCCACUGACAGGCUGAGCCUCACUGGCACCAGCUUUGCAGGGCCAGCCCAACUUCAAGCAGCUUGUGGAGGCCUGUGCUUAUCUUCUGAGUCUUUUAGGGUAAGCCAGAACCUAAGAGACCUGUGGAUGUCAAGGUUCCUGAGGGUAAGAGACACAGCUGUCACGUGGAUGGGGACCUGGAGCUCUUCGCAGGAAUAUGGGGAUAGCCCUCUGGGCAAGAGCCUCCAGAGCACGUGAGCUGUGAAUCUGAGAAGAUUGCCAAAAAAAAAAAGGAACUUUGCACUGUCUGUGGGUGUGGGGUGAAUCCCAUGCAGGUGGUAGCUUUGGGCAGGGUCUGCCGGCAGGGUGAUCAGGAGCUGGAGGAUGGUCAGGAACCCCAGCUUAGAAAAAUGGGGAAAGGGGGAAGCAACAGAGGAAAUCAAACUCUGGGAGUUGGGCUGGUUCCUCAGGAGCAGGACUGGGAGAAUCCAGACAGGGGCAGUCAGAGGGACAGGGCCAGGGGUAAAACAAGCUUGCACAUUCCUCGUCUGUAUCACCUCUCUGCCCUCUGAGGGUCUCGGCAAGGCUCCCCUGCCAGCCCAGGCUGUGGGGACCCUCAUCUCCUCCUCAGAGAGAACAAUACGGGGAUAGGCCCAUCAGCUCCCACCGCUGAGGCCGAGACCCAAGCGUGGGGGGCUCAGUGUGGGGAUGGGCCAGGACUGGGGGAUGUGGGGGCGAGGUCCUGCCCUGCCCGGGGGCGGCCGAGGGGCUCCGGCCCUGCUGCACUGGGGUUAGGAAGCCUGAACCAGCCCAUAUACUCACACUGGGGGCCUGAGACCCCCUCACACCGGGGUUUGCUCCCCCCAAACCGGGGCCCUGGAUCCCCCAAACCGUGGAUCUGAACCCCCCAAACACUGGGGGCCGCUCCCUCACUGCCCUGGCCAGCAGGUCUCGAGGACGCCAUCACACCGGAGUCCCCCUCGCCCCCAGGUCACCGGGGCUGCCCCUCUCUCCGUGGCCCUGCGGGCUCGCGAAGGCCGUACCGGGACUUUUCGUGUUCGUUUCUAAUUUAAUAAACAUCCGUUUGGAGCUCCAGAA